GUCCGGUCAAAAGUUUAAAAGUUUUAUAUCUUUACCAAUUUUCCCAUAACUGCGCAAAUUUAACGCAAAUUCAUACACAAUGUCACAUCUGAACACAUGCAUAAACAGUUUUGAUCACAAUAGAUGCACAUGUAGAAUAUAGCUAUGGAUUCCAAUAUACAUGUAGGCAUAACAGCAGCUGUUGAUGAUGCUAAGACAGGCAGCAUAGUUACUAUGGUUACCGACAGUAAUACUGGGACUAGCAAUCCUGAUACCAUAGUUAAUGGUCUAACUAGCACCAUGAAUGUUGGUACUAGUGCCAUGGUCACUGAUAUUGAAACCAUGGUAAAUGACACUAGCACAAUAACUACAACUGCUGGAACCUUUGAUGAUGCGUUAGCUACAAAUACUCAAACCCUGGAAAAAAAUGUAGGCACCAUGGUAACACAAACUCCCAUAGUGGACAUAGAUACUGGGAAAACAGAAGCUAAUACUGACACCAUAAACAAAGAAACUGGUACCUUGGAAAUGCAACCUGCUACCAUAGUAACAAUAACAAAUACCAAUACAAAAGAAAUCAAAUCUGGGACCUUUGAUAGUGCAGUUUCUGAUACCAUGGUAGCAAAUACUAGCAACACAACAAGUGAGAGUGCUAUAGUUCUCAACACUGAGACCAAAAGUACACCAAACAACUUUGAACAACCUUCGGAAGUUGCAAUUGCUAGUAAUGCAAAUGGACCACAUGACAUGGUCACAUCACAGCAUAAGGAAUAUGAAAUGAAAUUCGAAAGAUUAAAACAGUUAUUAGCUGAUUUGGAACUCGCAUGUAAAGAAAAGGAUGAUGUAUGGAGUUACAUGUAUGUGGACAUCUACAAAAUGGCAAAAGAAGAACGCAUUGGAAAAGACAAUGAGCAUAAUGAAAAGGAUAAACGUGAUACCAGCAUCCAUUUGAAAGCUAUUCCAGGUCAAGAUCAUGAAGGAAAACAAACUGUUAAUCCUGUAACAGAUACUAUGAUAAAGUUCACUCUUGAUAUGAUGGACGAAUACCCUGAGGACAAAGUUAUAGUGUCCACAGUGAUAAAAACACUAGGAUAUAUGGCAGCAUCAGUUAAGUCAAAGAGGAAGAUCUGUUCAGUGAAGUUUGAUGUCGUAGAGGAUAUUCUACAGGCCAUGCGAAGAUUUCCGUCAUCUUCUAGUAUCCAAGGCAACAGUUGCUUCACUCUCAGAUUUUUUCUUUUUGGAGAUUCAGAGAGGCAGGAGGAUUUGAUGUCCAACAUUGCAGAUGUUGAAACAAUCGUAGAUGUUCUGACAUCACAUACACAUAAACCAAUCACAGUCAUGUUGGCUUGUGACAUCAUUGGAUUUCUUUCAAAAACAGAGGUUAACAGGCAGGUGUUUAUUGACCUCGGAGUGCAUAAUGCCAUAUGCCAGUUUGUGAAAACUGUUAAAUUAGACUCCAGAGUUUUAAUGUCCAUUGGCGCUGUACUCUAUAACCUUUCACAAGUUGCAUGUGUCCAAGAAGAUUUACUAAAUGGAAACUUACACCCAUUCCUGCUGACCCAUCUGAUCAAGUUUAACAGGAUUCCCCACAUUCAGAUGCUGCUCUUAGCUAUCUAUGAACAAAUGAUAAGCCACCUAGGUGUCGAUGAUGAGAUUGACAUUGGGGAGGCCGUUUGGUUGAAUCAAAUCUUUGUUGCGAUGACUAAAGACAGAGAAACUCCUGGUCUACAGGUGGCUGCGUGCAAAGUACUCAAGAGGCUUCUGGAGAUAAGGCCUCAUCUACAGGGACAAAUCGGGGAGAACACAGAACUAAAACAAGAUCCAUUGCAUACUUUAUGCCUCGGUGCACUUUUGAUACAUGGACGCAACAUUGACGUCUUCACAGCUGCCUGUGAUGCCCUCUACUGGCUGUCAGCAGACAAUGAGAGGUUACAGGGUUUACUAAUGCAGAAGAAUACUCACCUAGCAAUCCUAGAGGGGAUGCGUCUCCAUAGAAACAGUGCGGUUGCCCAGUGCUGUGGUUGUCGAGCAACCAGGGGACUGACAAUAUUCCUUCAUCCGGUGAAAGAAAAAAUAGUACAAAGUGGUGCAUUGUGGGAUAUGAUAUAUGCAUUGACGAGUUUUCCGCAGGACGUGAAUGUACAACAGGAAGCUAUAGGAGCAAUUGCAUGUUUGUGUGACGUGGAGAUAGUUCGUCACCAGUGUAUUGUAGAACAGGUCCAUCAGAAGAUUCUGUCUGCCAUGAGGAUACAUGCUUCAUCAGAAUUGUUGCAGGAGUUUGCACUGGAGGCUUUAACUGUACUAUGUGGGGCAGAGGGUGCCCCUGAUAUGCUGUAUGAGGCUGGGGGAUUAGAGAGAGUCAUGGCCAUCAUGCAAGAAUUCGACAGCAACUCUGCUAUACAGCAGAAGGGUCUGGUUGUCUUUCAACUACUGGCCAAUGAGAGGAUUCUACAGUAUGAGGGCCUAUGCAAGAACCUAGCUACUCUCAUUAUUGCCACCAUGAACAAUUUCCCCAAUACUCUGGCUAUACAGAAAGAGGGUUGUGUGGCAGUCCAAGUCCUGUCUGAAAUGGGCGAGGAAAUGGGGAGGACCAUGGUCCAUGUAGGAGCCCAUGAGACAUUAUUCAACAUACUUGAACUUUUCCCAGAUGAUCAAGGAACCCAUGAUCUGGCGAGUGAAUGUCUUUAUGUCCUCAGCUGCUUCAGGAAUCUCAAGUCUCAGAUGCUCCUCUCUGCAUGCAGUAAAGGCCUCAUCAGGGGUGCUGAGUGUCUUGUUGAGCUUGGUGCUGAUCUCAACAUUGGUCAGGGCACAGAUACUCCACUUUGCCAAGCUGUACUGAGAACAGAUGAGGACAUGGUCAAGUUCCUUAUAGAAAGGGGUGCGAGUGAUACACACACUGCAUUGAGACUAAGUCUGGGACUAGAGGCACAUAACAUCACUGGACUCAUUCUUAAACAACUGGGCUAUGACAAGGAUGCUGGAAUUGUAUCAUGGAGUGGUCUAAAUCUGAAGGGAAUGCCUCCAGCAUGGUUCUGUCCCACAUUAUAUGGAGACACUGCUGAAUCCUCCAUAUCAGAAUUGAGUAAGGCUCUUGCAUCAAGAAUAAAGAAAAGUGAAUACAAAAGACAGAAGCGUAUAAUGAUGCGAAACAGUAUGCCCGAGUUCCCUUCAUCUGAUGUCUUAGCACCAAGCACCAGACUGCCCUUGAGGUUUGGCUUGCGGAAAAGUUUAUCAGCCGUCAAUCUUAGUAACAUUAGUUCAGAUGCCAUGGAGGAUCUGCAGAACAGUUACACAAAGCCAGUCAUUAAGCAGCCCAUUAGUCGAAAGACUUCUUUCUCCGCUGCUUUGUCAAAGUUUCGUAGAUUAUCUAGUCGCAAACACAGCAGUAUUGGUGCUAUGGGGUCUCCUGAUGAUGUCAGACCCCUUAGUGUAGAAACAAUUGUUGAACAUGGGUCAUCAUCUCCAGAAGAAAACGACAUUCUCUCAGAGUUUGUGCAAUAUCCCAAAGAACUUGAAGAUUGGCAUAGGAUAACGUUGACUGGGUCAAAUGUGCCAUUCAGUCCCCUUGACCCAAGACGAAGUGUGGAAAAAGUAACAUACAGAAAACCUAGACUCUCACCAGGAACCUGGCAGAGAAAAUCCCCGGUGAUAUUUGACAGUACUCAGACUCCUCCAAGUUCUCCAUCAUUUCAAGACUCUGCGUUCUUCUCAACAAGUUCUCGCUUUUCAAGUCCUAGACGCAGUAUGCCACUGAGCCCUACUCAAUUGAAACCUAAAUUUCUAAUGGGGGCAGGGUCAUUCAAUAGUCCUACAGUGGAGUCCAACAGGCACACUAGAUCAGCAUCCAUGAAAGAUAACUCUGAGGAUGCCUUGGGAUUCUUGACCCCACAACCAGGUGGCACUGGGAGAGAAGCGCCCCUAGACAGUGCUCAAGACAAUGCUCCAGAGACACGUAAAGCAUCACGAAGCGGAUCUUUGAGUAAUCUGCAAUUGUUAUAUAAUCAUCCAAUCACAGAGUUGACGUCACAUCGAAACAAGAUGCUCAUCAUUGACAUCUCAGCUAACGAUAUUCAGUCAAUGUCUCCCCUAGCAACAGCCAAAAGAAAUAUACUGACUGGCUUUGAGUUUGUUGAACGAUUAGACGUCAGUCAGAAUAAAUUGACGGAAUUCCCGGGUGAACUAUUGAGGUUUAUGCCGCAUCUACAAUCAUUAGAUCUACAUGAUAACAAACUUCAUCUAUUCCCCACUGAGAUCUUUAGCUGCAAUAAGCUGUGUACCCUAGAUCUGUCACAUAAUGAAAUAACAGAUUCCAGUGAUAUUCCUGACACUAGUUUGUUUAGUUUGAAAACCUUCUACAUGGCACACAACCAGCUGUCCUCGUUUCCCCAGUGGGUUAGUUCAUCUCUACCUGGGCUGGAACAACUUAACUUAGCCAGCAACAAGAUACAGGUCCUACCAAGCAAGCCCCUGCUGUUGAGGAGACUACUAUCCCUCAAUCUAUCCUACAACUACAUCAAAUGUAUUCCCGACGAUUUCCUCAAAGAACUUAAUAUGUUAGGGACACUCACAAUGGCCCAUAAUGAACUCGAUGGUUUACCACCUGAGGAGACAGCCAGAUUGUUGACGAGACUUGCCACCGUAAACCUUUCUAACAAUCAACUUGGUGAAAAGGAACCUCAAUUCAUUCCUCGAUUCCUCAUGCAGUUAAACAGCUUGAAGUGUUUGGAUCUGAGCAGUAAUGGGCUGACAGGAUUUCCUGGUCCUUCCUCCUUUGCUGCCCAGGGAAUGAGAGAGCUCUUCCUGCAGAGGAACAGUAUUGUCAAGCUGAACCUGGAGAACAAUGCUAAACAAUGGCUGACAAUGGAAAGGCUCAAUCUAAGCCACAAUAAACUAACUGAGCUUCCUAAAGAACUUGGGUACUGGGUGUCACUAACUUCCCUGGACAUAAGCCAUAACUCCGGCCUUACCAAUCUACCUGACCAGCUGGGGAAACUCUCCAAGCUGUGGGAAUUUCCCCUCGAUGGCUUAAACCUCAAUUUGGAUGAAAGUAUAAGAAAAGGAAGAACUAAAGAUUUGAUUGUCUAUCUCCAUGAGAAGUUGAAAAAGUCUGUGGAGUACUACCGAUGCAAACUGAUGCUAGUAGGCUAUGGGGCUAGAGGGAAGUCAACACUUCUAUGUGCUCUUGUCAAGGAAAAACACCCCGAUAAAAGCUAUGCUACUGUAGGCAUUUUAGUGAAAGAUUGGAAGUUUAGCAGACGUAAGAAGGAUCGUGUUGUAACUUAUAACCUAAGCACCUGGGACUUUGCAGGCCAGGAAGAUUUCUACAGCACCCACCAGUGCUUUAUGUCGCAUAGGUCCCUCUACCUUGUAGUGUAUAACCUCGAGAAUGGGCAGUCGGAGAUUGCAACAUUACGUCCCUGGCUGUUGAACAUCCAGGCUAGGGCCCCACAUUGCCCUGUCAUCAUAGUUGGGACACAUCUUGACCUGCUUCCUAAAGAGGAUCGUGAAGAGCAGGCAAAAGAAAUGAGGAGUAAAAUUGGAGAAUUGUGUCGCAAGCCAGGAUUUCCAGAUGUCAUUGGUUUUGCAGAGGUAUGCUGUACGCGGGAAAACAUUGGUGUUGAGAAACUAAGAGAUCUCAUCAAGUCGACUCUUGACAACUUUAAAGUGAAAGGCCAGAAUGUUAUGGGACAGAAGGUACCUGCAAGUUAUGUUAAACUGGAGGAACUGUUAUCCCGGGAGGCAAAGAAUCUUGGAUAUCCAGUAAUACGACACAAACGUCUCGUAAAAAUUGUUAAAGAUGCACAGCUUGACCUAGAUGAAGAUGAACUCUUGCAAGCUGUUCGUUUCUUACAUGAGUCAGGUUCUCUAUUGCACUAUGAAGAUGAGGCUCUGCAGUUAAAGGAUUUGUAUUUCAUUGACCCAGAAUGGCUUUGUCGUAUGAUGGCCCAAGUUGUUACUGUUAGAGAAAUCAACCCAUUCAUCAGUGACAUUGGGAUCUUAAGGAAGGAAGACGUACGCAUGUUAUUCACUGGAAAGAGGGUCGGAGAUGCAACCAAAUAUUCAUUCCCAUCUGUACUAAUACCACAGUACCUCAGGAUGCUUGAAAAGUUUGAAAUUGCCCUACCCCAGAAUGAAGAAGAACUUCUAAUACCAUGUCGACUGCCAACACAACAUCCAGAUAUCAAACUGCCAACUAAACGUGGGUCUGGUGUUGUCCAUAGACAUUACAGAAUGCCUUACAUCCCUCUUGGAUUCUGGUCACGCCUCAUAACACGUCUCUUGGCUUUCGUCAACAAUGCAGAUAAGAGAGGAGAACCUACCCCAGUGAAGCAACAAUACUGGAGGGACGGGAUAUACUUCUACUGGAAACAAGAUGCAUUUGUCUUAAUAAACACCAAAACCAAUGAUUCAGAAAUUGUUGACAUUCAGGUCCCUGGUACUUAUGAGGGUGGUGUGUUACUGGGUGAGAUUGUGGACCACAUUGAUGAGUUAAUUGAUGAAUGGUACCCUGGUUUGGCUGAUAUGGAUCCUCUUGGAGAAGAACUUGUCAAAAGAGAGGUGCCAUGUAUAGCAUGUAAAGGUAGGCAACUUACUAUGCAACCUCCUCAUGGUGUGGUAUACUUGUCAAAAGAGGGGUGCCAUUGCAUAGCAUAUAAAGUUAGGAAACUUAUUAUCCAACUUCAUUGA
This is a messenger RNA of Owenia fusiformis, 6666 nucleotides long. The record is from the annotation of a GenBank genome assembly. Lineage: Eukaryota; Metazoa; Annelida; Polychaeta; Sabellida; Oweniidae.